GGGCCGCUGGGAGUUGUAGUCCGCUCGUUGCCAGCCGAGUGUGCGCGUCAUGGCGGUCGACGCGGGGCUCGCGCCCUCUUCCGCUCGGCUUCAGAAAGUUUCGGUUCGUCCGGGCGGGGGGCCCACGGCCGCGUCCACCAUGGAGCCUGACCGCCGCUGACGGACAGCCUCUUUCCAGACCCACACGGCCAGGAAGGGUGGCCUCACCAUGGCUUCUUCCAGCGCGGAGAGCCAGUUGCAGAGGAUCAUCCGCGAUCUACAAGAUGCGGUGACAGAACUAAGCAACGAAUUCAAGGAGGUGGGAGAACCCAUCACCGACGACAGCACCAGCUUGCACAAGUUUUCUUACAAGCUUGAGUAUCUCCUGCAAUUUGAUCAGAAGGAGAAGGCCAGCCUCCUAGGUCACAAGAAGGACUAUUGGGACUACUUCUGUGCCUGCCUGGCCAAGGUCAAAGGAGCCAAUGAUGGGAUCCGCUUCGUCAAGUCCAUCUCGGAGCUCCGGACGUCUCUGGGGAGAGGACGGGCCUUUAUCCGCUACUCACUGGUGCACCAGAGGCUGGCGGACACCUUACAGCAGUGCUUCAUGAACACUAGAGUGACCAGCGACUGGUACUAUGCACGAAGCCCUUUUCUGAAGCCCAAGCUGAGCUCAGACAUCGUGGGCCAACUCUAUGAGCUGACCGAGGUUCAGUUUGACCUGGCCUCCAGGGGCUACGACUUAGAUGCUGCCUGGCCAACGUUCGCCAGGAGGACGCUGGCCACUGGCUCUUCUGCUUAUAUGUGGAAACCCCCCAGCCGAAGCUCCAGCAUGAACAGUUUGGUGAACAACUACUUGCAGACUCAGGAGGUGGCCUCCAGCUUUGACUUGAGCGGCCAUCUGAACAACGAGGCGCUGGAGGGCUUUGACGAGAUGCGGCUGGAGCUGGACCAGUUGGAGGUGCGGGAGAAGCAGCUUCAGGCGCGCUUAGAGCAGCUGGACCGAGAGAACCAGGAGCUGCGGGCCACCGUCAGGCUGCAGGAGCAGCGGCCGCAGGCAGAGCCGGACAGGGCGUGCCCCGAGGCGGAGGACAGUGGCCGCCUGGCGGGCCUGCUGGCCGAGCUCCAGACGCAGUGGAAAGUGUCCCAGGACACGCAGGACACCGUGCGGGAGCUGCUGGGCUGCCUGCGGUCCCUGGAGCUGGGGAGCAGCACGGAGAAGGACGCGCAGGGCCGCUCCGCGCUGCAGCGCGUGGAGGCCCUGCUCCAGCCCCUGGCCCAGGAGCUCCAGGCCACGCGCGACUCCCUGGGCCCCAGCAGCCAGCUGCUAGCCAGCCUGUCAGACUGGCUGGCCAGGGCCGAGAGGGAGUCAGCGGCAGCCCCGGCCCCGGCGCGGCAGCAAGAGCCCACGCCCGCCGCGGCCCCGGACGCCCCGGAGCUGAAGGAGAAGCUCCACGAGCUGAGCGGGCAGCAGGGCGCGCAGCUGGCGCAGCUGGCCAGCGAGCUGCAGCUGGCCACGGAGGCCCGGGCGGGCCUGGAGCUCCAGGUGCGGGACAUGGCCCCGCUCCGGGAAGAGCUGGCCGCCGAGAAGCAGGAGGCGGCCCAGCUCCGGCGGCAGCUGCAGGAGUCGCGGGCGCGCCUGGGCGCGGUGGAGGAGGAGCUGGCCGAGACCCGGGCGCAGGAGCAGCGGCGGCGGCAGGAGACCGAGCUGCUGGAGCGCGAGGCCCGCGCGCUGUCGUGGCAGCUGCAGCUCCUGGAGACGCAGCUGGCGCAGGCGAGCCUGCGCGUGAGCGAGCUGGAGGAGCAGAGGAAGCAGCUGCUCCGGGACAAGGAGCACCUCGGCCAGCAGCUGGCCCCGGAGGAGCCCGCUCCCCAGGCAGCGGGGGGCAGCACGGAGGAGGAGCUCCGGCAGGCCAACGCGGAGCUGCGCAAGGAGCUGCAGAGCAUGGCGGGCCGGAACCAGCUCCUGGAGGGCAAGCUGCAAGCCCUGCAGGCCGACUACCAGACCCUGCAGGGGCGCGAGGUGGCCAUCCAGGGCUCGCUGGCCUCGCUGGAGGCGGAGCAGGCCAGCAUCCGGCACCUGGGGGAGCAGAUGGAGGCGAGCCUGCUGGCCGUGAGGAAGGCCAAGGAAGCCAUGAAGGCCCAGGUGGCGGAGAAGGAGGCGGCCCUGCAGAGCAAGGAGGGCGAGUGCCAGCGGUGGCGCCAGGAGGCCCUGCAGUGCCGGCAGCUGGCAGAGUCGCGGGAUGGGGAGCUGAAGGCCCUGGAGAGCCAGUGUCACCAGCAGACCCAGCUGAUCGACACCCUCACGGCCGAGAGAGGCCGCGAGGGGCCUGAGCCAGCCCCGGGGGACGCAGCCCAGCCCGAGGCCCGCCCAGGGGAGGCCCGGCGGCUGCAGGCCGAGGUGGGAGCCCUCCAGGCCAAGCUCCGGGAGGCCCUGGGUGAGCGGGACAGGGCGCAGAGCCAGCUGACGGUGGCGGAGGCCGUCCUGCAGGAGCACAGGGCGCUCGUGCAGCAGCUCAAGGAGCAGAACGAGGCUCUCAACAGGGCCCACGUCCAGGAGCUGCUGCGCUGCUCAGAGCAAGAGGGGGCGCAGCCCGAGGCGCGGGCCACCGCCGCCCUGCAGGCGGAGCUGCUGCCGGUGGCGUGCGGCUCGGAGGACGCGCAGCUGGAGCACGCGGAGCUGCAGGAGCAGCUGCACCGGGCCAACACCGACACGGCCGAGCUGGGCAUGCAGGUGUGCGCGCUGACGGCCGAGAAGGAGCGGGCGGAGGGGGCCCUGGCCGCCGCCGCCCAGGAGCUCCGCGACUGCAAGGAGGCGGCGGCCAGGGCGGCAGCCGGCCUGCAAAGCCAGGUGGCGGCGCUGCAGCAGGAGAACGAGCGUCUGCACGACACGCUCCGGAAGGCCGAGGCGGCGGCCGGCUCCCUGCCCGGCCUGCAGGCCCAGCUGGCCCAGGCCGAGCGGCAGGCCCAGAGCCUGCGGGAGGCCGCACGCCAGGAGCAGGACACCCUCAAGUUCCAGCUGAGCGCGGAGAUCAUGGACUACCAAGGCAGACUGAAGAUCGCUGGUGAAGAGGGGGAACGCCUCCGGGCCCGGCUGGAGGAGCAAGGCCGGCAGCUGCAGGCCGCGGAGGCGGCCGCGGCCGAGCUGAAGGCUUCCCAGGCAGCCGUGGGAGAGAAGCUCAGCUGCACCAGUAGCCGUCUGUCUGAGUGCCAGGCCUCCUUGCUGCAGAAGGACAAGGAGCAGGCCGCUCUGCGGGAAAACCUGGAGAGGACGCAGAAGGAGCUGACCAACGCCUCAGCCAAGAUCCAAGAGUAUCACACCAAACUGUGCCAGGAGGCCACAGACCGCGAGAGGAGCGACCAGAAGCUGCUCGCAGACCUGGAUGACCUCAACCGAACCAAGAGGUACCUGGAGGAGCGACUGAUCGAGCUGCUCAGGGACAAGGACGCGCUGUGGCAGAAGUCGGACGCGCUGGAGUUCCAGCAGAAGCUGAGCGCCGAGGAGCGGGGCCCGGCCGCGGCCGCCAGCCACUGCCCCGACUGCGGCCGCGAGUUCAGCUGGAUGGUGCGGCGCCACCACUGCAGGCUCUGCGGCCGCGCCUUCUGCUACUACUGCUGCAACCACCACGUCCCCGCCCAGCCCGGCGGCCGCCGGGAGCGCUGCUGCCGCGCCUGCGCCCUCCAGCUCGGCGCGCCCGACUCGCCCGGCAGCACCAGCUCGGGCGCCAGCCAGGGCGAGCCCAGCCCCCGGCCGUCCCCCACCCGGGCGGCGCCCCGCGCCCUCGAGGGCCAAGGAGCCGCCCCCGACAGCCGAGCCCCCGACGACGCCGUGUUCGACAUCAUCACGGACGAGGAGCUGUGCCAGAUCCAGGAGUCGGGCUCCUCCUUGCCGGAGACACCCAGCGAGGCCGACGCCCUGGACCCGAGCGCGGCUGAAGCAGACACCGCGCCCAGCCCCCUGACGCCCGAGGACGCCGAGGACGCGCCCGGGGGCCAGGACACCGAGAUCUGCCUGCUCAAGUCCGGGGAGCUGAUGAUCCGGCUGCCGCUCACGGUGGAGGAGAUCGCGGGCUUCGGCGAGGGCAGCCGGGAGCUGUUCGUGCGCUCCAGCACCUACAGCCUCAUCCCCAUCACGGUGGCCGAGCCGGGCCUCACCAUCCGCUGGGUCUUCUCCUCCGACCCCAAGAGCAUCUCCUUCAGCGUGGUCUUCCGGGAGGCGGAGGACACGCCAUUGGACCAGUGCAAGGUCCUCAUCCCCACCACGCGCUGCAACUCGCACCGGGAGCACAUCCGCGGCCAGCUCAAGGCGCGCGCGGCCGGCGUCUACCUGCUCAUCUUCGACAACACCUUCUCCAGGUUUGUCUCCAAAAAAGUGUUCUACCGCCUGACGGUGGACCGGCCGGUCAUCUACGACGGCAGCGACCUCCCCUAGCGGACGGCGGACCGACGGGCCCCACCCGGCCCCGCUCCCCGCGACACUACAGGCCCGACCGCCCCGC
Molecule: messenger RNA, 4475 nt
Organism: Perognathus longimembris pacificus (Pacific pocket mouse)
Lineage: Eukaryota; Metazoa; Chordata; Mammalia; Rodentia; Heteromyidae
Gene: Fyco1
Product: FYVE and coiled-coil domain autophagy adaptor 1
Exons: 18
Coding region: 209-4408 (1399 amino acids)
Biological process (GO): plus-end-directed vesicle transport along microtubule; positive regulation of autophagosome maturation
Cellular component (GO): late endosome; autophagosome; lysosome
Molecular function (GO): metal ion binding
Source: RefSeq, a predicted model, not a curated record